This is a messenger RNA of Apaloderma vittatum (bar-tailed trogon), 522 nucleotides long. RefSeq names its product ST6 (alpha-N-acetyl-neuraminyl-2,3-beta-galactosyl-1,3)-N-acetylgalactosaminide alpha-2,6-sialyltransferase 4 (gene ST6GALNAC4). The record is from RefSeq and is a predicted model, not a curated record. The transcript has 3 exons. NCBI's taxonomy places the organism in Eukaryota, Metazoa, Chordata, Aves, Trogoniformes, Trogonidae. Gene Ontology annotation, biological process: ganglioside biosynthetic process; oligosaccharide metabolic process. Gene Ontology annotation, molecular function: alpha-N-acetylgalactosaminide alpha-2,6-sialyltransferase activity. The annotation marks the transcript as partial.
CCACUGCUGCUGAAGAACCAGCCCUACUUCUUCCAGCAGUCCCGAGAGACCCUCUACAUCAUCUGGGGGCCGGUGAAGAAGAUGAACCGGGAGAAGGGGGGCUCGACCUACCAGGCGCUGCUGAAGGUGGUGCAGAUGCACCCCCGCCUGCAGAUCUACACCCUGACCGAGGAGAAGAUGGCAGAUUGAGAUGACGUCUUCCAGAAUGAGACAGGAACGAACAGGCUGAAGUCCGGCUCCUUCCUGAGCACGGGCUGGUUCACUAUGAUCCUGGCCAUGGAGCUGUGCGAGCAGAUCUACGUCUUUGGCAUGGUCAGCGACAGCUACUGCAGGGAGAAGAACCACUCGAGUGUGCCGUACCACUACUUUGAGAAGGGUCGGCUGGACGAGUGCAAGAUGUACCUGGUGCAUGAGCGAGCCCACCGUGCAGGGCACCGCUUCAUCACUGAGAAAGCCAUCUUCUCCCGCUGGGCCAAGAGGAAGAACAUCAUCUUCACCCACCCAUCCUGGGCAGGCGGGUAG